Messenger RNA from Rosa rugosa (rugosa rose), 333 nucleotides. RefSeq names its product gamma-interferon-responsive lysosomal thiol protein-like. Bases 1 to 333 code for a protein of 110 amino acids. Gene Ontology annotation, molecular function: oxidoreductase activity, acting on a sulfur group of donors, disulfide as acceptor. The transcript has 2 exons. The record is from RefSeq and is a predicted model, not a curated record. Lineage: Eukaryota; Viridiplantae; Streptophyta; Magnoliopsida; Rosales; Rosaceae.
AUGGCCUCUACUCUAUUCUUCACUUGUCUCAUUACCUGUUCAGUGUUCUUGCUUACUAUUCCUUGUUAUGUUGCUAAUCAAAAAGUUACUCUCUCGCUUUACUAUGACUCUUUGAGCACAUCUUGUGCUACCUUGAUCAUCGUCAAGAAUCUUGCUAAGAUUUUCGACGAUGAUCUCAUCACCAUUCUCAAUCUCAUAUUGGUUCCUUGGGGUGAUGCAUACGCCAACAAAUCGAACAACAGCACCGCUUUCUGUCAGCAUAGGCCAGAUGGGUGCAAGUUGAAUUUUCUGGAAGCAUGCGCUAUCGAUGUUAUGCAUGAUGUAGUGAGAUAA